CAAUAUUCACUCGCGUUUACAGUUUGACUGAAGUGUGAACUAAUGGAUCAAAUCAGUGAUCUUCCCGUUCACCACAAGAUUAAUCAAUUGGUUAAAGACCUAAAACUCGGGCAAACCAAUGGCUCGUAUGAAUCGGCGAAGAAGACUGUUGUCAUUAUCCAAGAAGUUAUCGAUCAGUUCCAGUGGACUAAUGCCAGCGAACUUAUCAGUCAGUUGAAGAAGAUCGCCGAAGAGGUGAUUACCGCUGAACCCACGGAAACAGUGACCGGAAAUAUGUUUAAAAGAGUUCUGAAGAUAAUAAGAGACGAAUACUUGAACGCAAAGGGCGUCCACAACGAGGGGGACAUCGAAGAGUCGCUGCAGAAGAUGAUGACCACCGAUGAGGACAAUACUCCGACUUAUGAUAUAAAAUAUGAUAAUUUAAAAGAAGCCAUAAAUGACUCAAUCAGUGAAUUGAUGUCUGAGUUGGAAACAAGUGGUUUGAAUAUCGCUGAGCAGUCACUCGAACACAUCUAUCCGGACGAAGUGAUUAUGACGUGCGGCAAGUCUAAGACCGUCGAAGCCUUUCUGAAAUACGCGGCCAAAAAGAAGCGACGCUUCCAAGUGGUGAUCGCCGAAUGCGCGCCGUUUUAUAAUGGUCACGAAUUGGCCGCCAGUCUGUCCAAUGAGAAGAUCAAUACGACAAUAAUCCCCGAUUCGGCCAUUUUUGCCAUUAUGUCCAGAGUUAGCAAAGUUAUCAUUGGAACUCAUUCUGUGAUGGCUAAUGGAGGUUUGAAAGCCGUGAGCGGCGCCUAUACUUUAGCAUUGGCUGCCAAACAUUAUUCAGUUCCGUUGAUAGUGUGCACCGGUAUGUUUAAGUUGACGCCUCAAUACCUCGUAAGUCACGAUCAGUUGGCGUUCAAUAAGUUCUCGUCUCCACAACAAGUGAUGUCAUAUGAAGAGUCAGAUAUGGCCACAGAGUGUCACGUCGUUAACCCUGUCUUCGAUUACGUUCCGCCAGAAUUGGUCACUGUUUUCGUGUCCAAUAUAUCCACGGAUUCAGUGAGAUCUCAAAGUUUACCACAAUUUUCAAACCAUUCAAUUGAUGGCAAUAAGUCAGUGUCCGGUCAUUCAGACGAUGAGGACGAGGAAGACGAGAGUCAGAGUCCGGACAAAAUGAAGACAAUGUUCCUCUCGCUCUGGAAUAACGUUAAAUUCGGUUUCGCCACAAAACUCAAGACUCGUUUCAGUUACGAGUCACCGGUUUGUCUUUUGGGACAGUUUUACCACAAGAAGUUGACGGACAAUAACAGCAGUCGUGAUGACAAUCAGUCCAAGAGUUCGGCGAUCGAUAUGUUUAGACAUGACUUUUACUCGCGAAUUUGGUUCACAUAUCGGCGACAGUUCCCGAAGUUAGACAACUCUAGUCUGACGACAGACACGGGUUGGGGAUGUAUGUUGAGGUCCGGACAAAUGGUUUUGGCGCAGGGAUUGCUCACUCACUAUCUCGGCCGCCACUGGCGGUGGAAGGGCUCGCAGUCAGACAAAGAGGAUAUGAUUCACAGAAUGAUUGUCAAGUGGUUUGCCGACGAUCCCAAUCCCAGUUGCAGUCCUUUCUCUGUCCACCAAUUGGUCCGAUUUGGCGAACAAAUGGGCAAAAGAGCCGGUGAUUGGUACGGACCCGCAUCUGUCGCACACCUACUUAAGACAGCUUUAAGUAAAGCCGCCGAAACUAAUCCUAUUUUGAGUAAUAUAUGCUGUUAUGUGGCUCAGGACUGCACGGGUAUGUCAUUAGACUGUGCCCUCGCCUUCUACUGCAGAACACAAUCGGAUUUCUUUGAGUUCGUCCAUGAAAUGAAAGAACAUCUCAUUCCUCCCAAUCAGACCGCAGACUAUCCCAUAUUCAUCUUCAAUGAUGGCAAUCAUUCGCCCGACACUAACAGCUUAACCAAAGAUGACAAUAAAGCCGAUAGACUUCUCAAAGUCAAACACCGUUUCCUCAAUUCUGACGGAAAAGUUGAGAAAGAG
This is a messenger RNA of Oppiella nova, 2007 nucleotides long. The record is from the annotation of a GenBank genome assembly. Lineage: Eukaryota; Metazoa; Arthropoda; Arachnida; Sarcoptiformes; Oppiidae.